Thrips palmi is the source of this 1322-nucleotide messenger RNA. RefSeq names its product cytoplasmic dynein 2 light intermediate chain 1. Bases 154 to 1152 code for a protein of 332 amino acids. NCBI's taxonomy places the organism in Eukaryota, Metazoa, Arthropoda, Insecta, Thysanoptera, Thripidae. Gene Ontology annotation, biological process: intraciliary retrograde transport; intraciliary transport involved in cilium assembly. The transcript has 8 exons. The record is from RefSeq and is a predicted model, not a curated record. Gene Ontology annotation, cellular component: ciliary basal body; axoneme; cytoplasmic dynein complex. Gene Ontology annotation, molecular function: dynein heavy chain binding.
CACGCCGCGGGAACACAGAGGGCAGCACUGGGCGGCACCUGUCCCGCCGGCCUGUUGCCAUGACAACGAGCAGACGACAUAGGUGCAGAGUGUGUUGUGUUCGUGCCUUUCCUGGUCUUUUCGAGACUUAAAUUCUCUCCAUAGGAGUGCGCCAUGGGUACUGAAGCAGUCGACGCGACAACCCACAACAAGUUCGAGGCUCUGCGUGACUUGGCCGUCGAAAAGGCCAAACAGAACGAAGAGCGGGUGAAGGCUUUGACCAGAACUCUCAUCUUGUGUGGGAGCAAACAAGUAGGGAAGACAACCAUGCUUAAUAAUUUGUUAGAAAGAAAUUUAGCAGCAAGGCCCACUCUUGCCCUGGAGUAUUCCUUUGGACGCAAGCAGAAUAGGGAUGGGGUCAAGGAUACUUGCAACUUUUGGGAGCUAGGAGGUGGAACGGCAUUUACUGCAGUUAUUCCGCAGCUAAUAUACACUCCAUUAAGAGAGGGAAGAAUGGUGUCUGUUGGUAUUGUGUUAGAUUUAUCAAAGCCCUCUCAGCUGUGGUUGACAUUUGAUAAAUUUAUCAGAACUAUUAAUAAUGCUAUGAAAAAAUAUGCUGAAUCUAAUCCAGAUCACUUUAAAUACAUAAGUGCGAAGCGCAUGGAAAAAUUUGUGUCUGACCAUCCAAAUCAUCCGGAUAAAGACUGCAUUGAACCAACAGUCAUCAGAACACACUUGAUUGGGGCAAAAUAUGAUGAAUUUCAGAAUUUUGAUCCAGAGAAGAAAAAAGUAGUAUGCCGUGCUCUUCGCACAGCUGCUUUGAUAUACGGUUCUUCUCUUCACUUUACAUCAACUGUGGAAAACACUCUUAUCAAACGCGGAAGAGAUGUUCUCUAUUACGCUGGCUUUGAAUUUAAUCCACCAAGUUCUGUUUCUGUGGACCACAACUCACCGCUUUCUAUUCCACCUGGUUUUGACAGUUUAAAAGAUAUUGGAGCAGUGUCUGGUCGGACAUUCCAUGCAGUAAAAUCUGAGCUAGAGCAAUAUUUUUUGUCCCUCUUCCCACAGGUUGAAGAAGAGAGUCUGGAGCCUGAAGACCCCUCAGCACAUGUGUCAUUUAGGGAGCCCCAUCUUGAUUUAAUAUUAAAGAGAAAAAGAAGAGAGGUAGUUUAGGAACAAAAUUUAUUUUAUCACUUUUCAGUGGCACAGAGCAGUAAAGAAAUUGGCUUUCUAAUAGAUAUUAAUAGUUGAAUUGAAAUACAUUGUCUUAAGUGAUUAAGCUACAACCUUGUGCACAUGUUAUGUAAUAAGAUUGGAAUAAUUAUGUAAUAUUAUAUACCUCG